CAGAAAAUUAGCUACUGCUGUGUAAUUAAUUUGAUCAAGAGCACUAAUUGAUGCUUCAUUUAUUUAAUAAUCUUUUUGACUUCUAGAAAUGAAAGAAAAGCAAAAAAAAAAUGGUCAGGUUCUUGGCAAAUAACAUAUUCUUUUUUUAUGGUUACCAAUUGGGCGACUUUCACUUUCACUUCUUCGUUGAAAUCGUCGCCAUAAAUAAGAAUAAAUUUUUUUAUAUAAUCAAGUAGGAUGAAAACGAUUAAAUUCUCGUCAAGUCAUGCAUUCAUUCAAUGUCUGCAGACGAGUGCACAUGUCAAACAUAGGGUUUGAUAAGAAGCGUCAUAAUAAAAAUAAAAUUUGUGUAAAUAAAAUUAAAAAAAAAAUAACAAAAAAUAGUACCAACUUGACUUAAAAGCAGUGAUAAGAUUAUUCAAGAAGAUUAAUUGCUUGUUUAUCAUCAAAUUUCUGCUGAAUUAAAUGUAAAUAAUCUGACAUUAUUUUUAUUCUUGGUGAAAUAUACUACGUGUUGUAUAACAAGUAGCGUAACUUCUUGAUUAAAGGUUUUAUAGUAAUAAUGGUUGGAGAAGGAGAUUCUGACAAUGUGUCACCUGUAAAUGUUGAUUUGCAUUACAAAAAUAUUGCAUCAAGUAAAGAGUCCAUUGAUCCAACACCAUCAGUGUUAUCAAUUGAAGAUCUGCCAGAGUGGUAUGAUGAAAAGCUAUUCAAGAAAGGCCAAGAAUAUGUACGUCGAAACAUGUUUUCGAUAACAGCAGCUCAAUUCAUGGGACUUUUGAGUGUCUUCACACUUCCAGCCACUCUAGAUGUUUUAUUAUUUACCAAGCAAAGUAGUAGUCCAUGUGCAGCCUUCAAAAGAUACUUACAAACCAUGAUACACGUUCAUACUCUGCACUUGGAAAAUAUAAAAAAUCCAGACUCAAAAUGGUGGAAAUCUUUGAACACAAUAAGAUGGAAGCAUGCAACAAUGAGCAAAAAGUCUGGUGAAAAAGGUAUUGGUCAAAUUCCACAGCAUGACAUGGUGCUAACCCAGUUUGGAUUCAUUGGCUAUGUAUUACUGAACUCAAAGCAACUAGGAUUUUCUAAUGAUCCUGAGCUUCUUGAAGGUUUCGUUCAUUUGUGGAGAGUUGUUGGAUAUUUACUUGGGAUCCCUAACAAAUUAAAUCUCUGUCGCAAAAAUGUUCCUGAAACGACAGAGUUAUGUAAAAGAGUAUUAACCAAUUCGUUGGUUGAUUACAUUAAUAAAAUGUCAGAAGAAUGUAAGACCAUGACAAAAACUGUCGUUGAUGGUUUCUGGUAUAUUGAUAUUGGUAUUGAUUAUGAUACUACCAUGAGACUUUGGUAUGAUUUGCAUGGUUUGAAAUAUGAAAAAGUAAUGAAUUGGUCUAGUCAAAUGAAUUAUUCAAUAAGAAAAUCAAUUUUUUAUUUACUUGGUGUUCCAUACAUCCAACAUUUAGUGAGGUAUUUAGUCAAUUGCAGUGUAAAAAUAACUCUGUGGUCUGGUGAAUAUUUUCCAAUACUCGCGUGGACCAAGUGGGGCUAUGAAAAAGCAACAAUAAAAUUAUAUCCUAUUCCAUUGAAGAAGAAAUCAUCAUGAAAUAAAAUCACCAAUGAUGCCAUCAGUUGCACAGUAGUUUAACAAUCCAACAAUAUUUGUUACUUAUUUUUAAACAAUAAAUAUACGAUAUAUAUUUACA
Molecule: messenger RNA, 1700 nt
Organism: Chelonus insularis
Lineage: Eukaryota; Metazoa; Arthropoda; Insecta; Hymenoptera; Braconidae
Exons: 8
Coding region: 563-1600 (345 amino acids)
Source: RefSeq, a predicted model, not a curated record